CACACUGAAAACUCAACUCUGCUGUUAAACAGCUGAAGACAAGUAGACAGGCAGACAAACUCUAAAAAUGAACGGAAAGUAUGUAGUUAGCGCCAUCCGAGCUCUCCGGUUGACCAAUUUCAGCCAGUGCAAAGGAGCCGCUAGCAGUUUCACUGUGCGCCACUAUGCCUCUCCUCCCAAGCGAUUCUACAAGAAGACUUCCGUACUGAGCGGCGACAGCGGCUAUGAAGUGGUGUUGGAUCACCGGAAACUGAAAACGCCCAAGGGCACACCCUUCAUCGUCCGCAGCGAACCCCUGGCCAUUGCUGUAGCCACUGAGUUCGACGCUCAGAAGGAAAACAUCGAGCGUUCCCGCAUGCACUUAUCCGCGCUCUGCUUCACGGCCAUUGACAAUCCCAAUCACCUCUCCAAGUUGGACAUGGUCAACUACCUUCUCAACUUCAUCGCCACAGACACGGUGCUCUUCCAGUACGAUGACGAAAAGGACCUGCAGGACCUUCAGGUGAAUGAAUGGGACCCGGUGAUCGCCUGGUUCAACCAGCGCUACGACACAAACCUGCAGAAGACCAUGAACAUAACGCCGCCUCAGGUCAGCGAGCAGGAUAAAAUGAAUGUCGCAAAGCAUUUUCAGUCCUACAGUUUGGAAACUCUGCAUGGCUUCAUUUUCGCUGUGGACACCUUAAAGUCGAUUGUCCUUGCCUGCGCCGUCAUCGAGCAGAUGCUUACCGUGGAGAAGGCUGUGGCCCUGGCGCGUCUAGAGGAAGAAUACCAACUUAAGUUCUGGGGUCGCGUGGAGUGGGCACAUGAUUUAAGCCAACAGGAGUUGCAAGCACGCCUGGCGGCUGCCGUGCUCUUCGUACACCUUAACUGUUCGGAAAACCUUGUUAAGCAAAAGAUAAUUCUUUAAAAUUAAAAUACCUGUUCAACAUACAUAUGAGCUGACUACCACAGGGUUAUGGUAGCACGUAUGUAGGUCUCCUAGGACCUAGGACAUAAUAAUAGAUGUAUAUAAAUCGUGCCUAGUUUGAAACUUAUCAAGGUCAGGUCAUCCUCCC
This is a messenger RNA of Drosophila melanogaster (fruit fly), 1055 nucleotides long. Its product is annotated as lethal (2) k14505. The transcript is spliced from 4 exons. Bases 68 to 907 code for a protein of 279 amino acids. The record is from RefSeq and is marked reviewed. Gene Ontology annotation, biological process: protein folding; proton-transporting ATP synthase complex assembly. Gene Ontology annotation, cellular component: mitochondrion. Lineage: Eukaryota; Metazoa; Arthropoda; Insecta; Diptera; Drosophilidae.